Molecule: messenger RNA, 1756 nt
Organism: Ochotona princeps (American pika)
Lineage: Eukaryota; Metazoa; Chordata; Mammalia; Lagomorpha; Ochotonidae
Gene: TEPSIN
Product: TEPSIN adaptor related protein complex 4 accessory protein
Cellular component (GO): trans-Golgi network membrane
Source: RefSeq, a predicted model, not a curated record
CGGGAGGAGCCUGAUUCGCACGGUGAUUGGAGGACCCAGAGCCGGGCGGAAGCGAGGCAGACAGGCCGGGCGGCGACCGGGACCAUGGCGGCCGCCCCGCCGCUGCGGGACCGCCUGAGCUUCCUGCACCGGCUGCCCAUCCUGCUGAAGGGCACAGCGGACGACGCCGCCCCGUGCCCCGGCUACCUGUUUGAGGAGAUCGCCAAAAUCUCGCACGAGUCCCUGGGCAGCAGCCAGUGCCUGCUGGAGUACCUGCUGGGCCGGCUGCACAGCACUUCGGGCCACGUGAAACUCAAGGUGCUCAAGAUCCUGCGAUACCUGUGCGGCCACGGCUCCGCCUCCUUCCUGCUCAUCCUCCGGCGGAACGCGGCCCUCGUCCAGGAGGCCACGGCUUUCUCAGGGCCCCCAGAUCCCCUGCAUGGAAACAGUUUGUACCAGAAAGUGCGGGCGGCUGCUCAGGACCUGGGAAGCACUUUCACGGACACCACUUUGCCUCUGCCCUCCUCACAACCCCCCAGGACUCUGUCUCCAGCAGGUAUGGGCUCGCAGUUCAGGCUUGACAGGACACUGCAGGGCUUCGGCUAUAGCCAGGACGGGGGCCAAUCAGGCUCUGCAGGCAAGGCCCUCCUGUCCACCAUCCAGAAGGCUGCAGAGGUUGUGGCCAAUGCCGUGCGCCCCGGGCCUGAGGACCCCGCCACCCACAGGCCCCUGCUCCAGGAUGACACCUACCAGCCAGCCCAUACACUGGGUGCCAGCCACAUCUGCUCUGUCCCUGGGAGUUGUGGGGCCAUCCCAGCUGCCCGAGAUGCCAGACACCAGCCAGGGCAGGCCGGAGGAGGUUGGGACGACCUGGACAGAAGCCUGAGCCCCCAGAGCUCCUCUCCGGGCAGCCGCGGGAGCAGGACCUCUGACUUGGGCAGCCGCUUGGGCAGUGACAGCCAUCCAGGUGCCAGCCGGGAAUUCGGGGAGUUGACAGAGAGGGCUGAGACUGUGGCCCCGAGCGACUGUGAGCAAGAGCUCAGCCUGGUGCGGAGGGUGACUCAGGGGUCCCGUGCCUUCCUGAGCCCCAGCGAGGUGCAGCGCUUCCUUAAAGAGUGCGGGCUGCUCAACUGUGAGGUUGUGCUGGAGUUGCUGGCCGAACAGCUGCCUGCAGCCGGCGAGUGUGAGCAGAUGAGGGCGCUGGGUGCCAUCGCUGCCCUUGGGCAUGCCGACCUGCUUCCCCAGGAACUCAUCCUUGUCCUCACCCGCCUUCGGCUGCAGGAGCUGAGCUCAGGCAGCCCCGGACCUGUCACCAACAAGGCCACAAAGAUCCUGAGGCAUCUGGAAGCCUCCUGCGGACAGCGGCCCCCUGCCCCACUGCCCCCGGCCUGGCCUGGCCCUGCCACCACCACUGCCCUGGACAGCUCGACUGACCUGCUGACCGCUGUAGUGCCGCCCGCCGUGGACCAGGCCUUCCUGCAGCCUCUGAGCCCUGCCCCCAUCUCGCCCAGGAGUCCUGUGCCCACCCCAGUGCCCGGGGACAUUGGGCAGGCUGAGACCAGGCCAGAGCAGGUUACCUCCCUGUUUGCUGGCAUGGAUCUGGUGGCUUGCCCUUCCCCGCGCCUGGCAGGGCCUGGCCCUGCAACAGAGGCCCCCCCCACACCUUGCCCGGGCGCCCAGGCUCCCCAGACCUUGGCGCAGGGAGCAGCCGACUCGGGGCCAUCAGUUUUCGCUUUCUUAAAUGCCUGAUGACCUGGAGCUGCCGCCUGCGGGGGUU